AGCACCCGCGGACUCGCCUCCGGGACCCGCACUGGAUCUCCCAGCAACCUCUGCUUCCAGUGCGCUCUCCGGGGACACAGAAGAAUCACCUUAGGGCGGAUUCAGACGGCUUUGGCCGCUCAGACCCCCGGGGGUGAGGCUGCGUCGUCAAUGCACGCGCACUGGCACUCAACCCGGUUUGUUUUGCGCCCUCAUGACGCGCCGGGACGCGCAGAUGGAGGAUUCGGGACGCCUUUGGAAAUCACGGACAUUUGAGAGCGUGCAGCUGCCGGCGUGCGAUGCGAACUGAGCCGUGGGUGGUUGUAGACCCCCGCCGCGAGCCCCGCGCACCCCCUCCGCCUCAGCUCCGAACCCUGCCCUCGAACCGGGACGCACGGCCUCGUCUCUCUCCACCGCGGGAACAUGUCCCGGGCCGCGGCUAUCGCCAGCUCUCUGAUCCGCCAGAAGCGGCAGGCGCGCGAGCGCGAGAAGGCGAACGCGUGCCGCGGCAGCAGCAGCCCGAGCAACAGCAAGGGCGCAAACGACAAGCCGAGCAAGCUCAACGUGUUCUCGCGCGUGAAAUUGUUUGGAUCGCGGAAGAAACGGAAGAGAAGGCGCCCCCCAGAGCCCCAGUUAAAGGGCAUAGUGACCAGACUCUCCAGUCGCCAGGGCUUCCAGCUCCAGAUGCAGCCUGAUGGCACCAUUGACGGCACCAAGGAUGAAGACAGCACCUACGCCGUGUUCAACCUGAUCCCGGUGGGGCUGCGUGUGGUGGCCAUCCAGGGCGUCCAGACCAAACUGUACCUGGCCAUGAACAACGAAGGAUUUCUCUACACCUCUGAACAGUUCACGUCGGAGUGCAAAUUCAAGGAGUCUGUGUUUGAGAACUACUACGUCACCUACUCCUCCAUGGCGUACCGGCAGCAGGCCUCGGGCCGGGCCUGGUACCUGGGUCUGAACAAGGAGGGCGGCAUCAUGAAGGGGAACCACGUCAAGAAAAACAAAGCUGCUGCACACUUCAUACCGAAACCACUCAAAGUGGCCAUGUACAGGGAGCCGUCCCUUCAUGACCUCACAGAACUCUCGCGCUCCGGCAGCGGCACGCCGACCAAGAGCCGCAGCGCCUCGGCUCUGCUCAACGGCGGAGGCAAGUCGCCCAGCAACAAUGACUUAUCCUAGCCCCCCCCACCAACACCAACACACACGCACACCCCCCGCACCAACUACAAGCGAAGCACAUAGACAUACGCUGACAAACAGACACACACCCACAGAUCUCAGGCCAGUUGCCCACACGUCCGGAUGGGGAGGGGCCACAGGAAUGUGUUCUUCCACUUAACGGAGCCCACUGUGACUGACUGUGAUGUAAAUAAAUCAAGGACAAUCAACCCGUCUGGUUCUGCUCCGGUCUGCGGUGGGACUGGACCAGUGAAUCUCCUCUCUUGACUCCUCUUCCUGUUAUAUUAAACGUAGAAAGGAGGGAGGGCGAGAGUCAGUCAGUCAGUCAGUCACACGCUGAGAUAAACAGACUGUUACAGAGAACCAAAGAGUCCAAGUAUUCACUGGCUUACCUGCUACGAGGGACACGGAGCGACACGGAGCGAGCGACCACUGUAAUUAUUCUACUGUACGCUAUGUUUACACAGAGCUCAUGGGGUUAAGUCAUAUUUUUAAACGUGACGACAGUAUUCCUUGUACACUUACGACGAUUGUUCAUUUGUCUGCAUGCAGGUGCGCCUGUGUGUGUUUGAGUGAGUGGUGGAGAGAGAACACGCUGUGCUUGCAGUAGGUGUGUGUGUGUGUGUGUGUGUGUGUGUGUGUGUGUGUGUGUGUGUGUGUGUGUGUGUGCGUGUGUGUGUGUGUGUGCGUGCGUGCAUGUGUGUGUGUGCGUGUGUGCAUGUGUGUGCGUGCGUGCGUGCGUGCGUGCGUGUGUGUGUGCGGUGCGUGCGUGUGUGUGUGUGUGUGUGCGCGUGUCGCUGAGUUGGGGGGUUUUAUCUUUUUCAGAUCUGUUGUAUAUCAGACCAACCUCCCGAGGGCUUUAGCAGGUUUAAAAUAAGGUUUACUGUAUAUGCUUCCAUGCCUACUUCUUACAAGCAAUGCUGUUGUUUAUCUUUCCGUUUGUUGUUGUGUCCCUUGCUGUUUGUUUGUUUGUUUGUUUGUUGUUGCAUGGAAGCUUGUGGACCUCUGCUCAGUAGCAGCAUGCUGAAGGUCCUUUUUUUCUGGUCUUACGUGUUCCUAAUGAAGCAAGAGCACUUGUGAGCCAAUAGUCAUAUACCACAACACUAGUGAACUAAUGUGAGGGUGUUAGACCACAACUGGACCAAUAGUAUUGCACCAGAACAUGAGUGGACCAAUGGUGUUGGACCAGAACUCUGGUGAACCAAUGGGAGCACAGCUUCAUUUAAUGUUUUGGUUCCUGCUGUGGACAGACUAGAAAUGCACUAAAUAAAUUAUUUCUAAAGAAGUUAAA
Molecule: messenger RNA, 2449 nt
Organism: Betta splendens (Siamese fighting fish)
Lineage: Eukaryota; Metazoa; Chordata; Actinopteri; Anabantiformes; Osphronemidae
Product: fibroblast growth factor 13-like
Exons: 5
Coding region: 403-1158 (251 amino acids)
Biological process (GO): positive regulation of cell population proliferation; regulation of cell migration; fibroblast growth factor receptor signaling pathway
Cellular component (GO): cytoplasm
Molecular function (GO): fibroblast growth factor receptor binding; growth factor activity
Source: RefSeq, a predicted model, not a curated record